Molecule: messenger RNA, 1323 nt
Organism: Batrachochytrium dendrobatidis JAM81
Lineage: Eukaryota; Fungi; Chytridiomycota; Chytridiomycetes; Rhizophydiales
Exons: 2
Coding region: 152-1219 (355 amino acids)
Biological process (GO): adenylate cyclase-activating G protein-coupled receptor signaling pathway
Cellular component (GO): plasma membrane
Molecular function (GO): G protein-coupled receptor activity
Source: RefSeq, a predicted model, not a curated record
AUGCAACUCAUGACAAAUGUUAUUUUACUACGCAUCUUGCCAUUGACUUUGUUCCAAACUUGUACAUGGACUACACCAUGCAUUUUCAACUUGUGGAUUGUUCAUAUCACAACAGCUUCGAAUAUUCCGACCCAAGCUCUUUGCAAACACAAUGGGAAGCCUUGUAUUGGCACUGGCUGUUGCUGACGGGUUUGAUUGUUUGGCUAGAUUUGCUGCACGAUGGGCGAUUGAUCGUGGCAUCAACUCCACUUGGUGUCAACUUCAAGCAUUCAUGAUUCAAGAAUUCUCGCCAGCAUCUGCCAACAUCUGCUUAUUAAUGUCGCUUACCAUGGUGUAUAUUGUUCAUUUUAACGGCUCAGCAAAGACCUUGGAGCUUAUGCAGCCCUAUCUCAUUGUUCUAUGUUUUAUAGUAGCACUACCUUUAGCAUUGACGAUUCUUGUGUAUUCACCAACAUCCAUUUCAAAUAAUCUUGUCGGAGAUGCAGAUUCGUAUUGCUGGAUUUCUGCAGAUCAUAAACAGUAUCGCAUCUGGUUUUUAUACCUGGAGGUUUGGGCUGUAUUCGUAGGUGCUAUUAUCGCCUAUGGAGCAACGUGGCUUCGCAUUACUGGCUUGAUGAAACAGCUUAAUCUGCCAAACAGAAACCCUAUAAAAGGACUCAUUCGCAUGUCUGUUACCUCAACUGUGGCCCAACCUCAAUCAGAAAAAUAUCAGACAGUAUUAGUGAGGCGUAUGAUGCUGUUUGUGAUUGCCUUUAUGGUGAUUUGGACUCCAGCAACAGUGAAUAGAAUUCACCAAUUUGUGACUGGGGAUUAUGUGUUUACUUUGGGCGUGAUUCAGGCAAUCUGCAACUCGCUUGGUGGAUUCAUCAACUGUAUUAUUUUUAUUCUGUGCUGUCAGGGGAGAAGCCAAAGUACUUUUAUUGCUUCACCAAGUCUAAGUGGUAGCCAUGGAAACAGUGCCAAUACUAUGUCGCUAUCCCCAACAAAAAGUCUGGAUGGAAGUGGUAGGAUGGCUAAUGGAUAUUACUCUUCACCGCCACUGCGUGAAUCUAUCAGUACUAUUGAUGGACACACACCGCCAAGUGUAUUGCCUGCAGCACAUGUGUCUUACGGAGAGCCAAUUCAAUUAGCCAACACAUAUUCCAACACGAGUAGUACGUCUGGGUUGAUAAUUCUCAGUGACGAUUCGUGGACUCACAAAGAUUCCAAUCCAGCUUGAAUGAUUCUACGUUGAAUAUUGGUUUAUUUAGCAUUUACAACCGUAUAUCCCGUGCCAGUUGAGCAUUUAGAUUGCAAUUCACGUAAAAUGAAACCCUUUUCUGU